AGGACGCUGAUGCAUCAGCUAAAAAGGCUGAAGUGGCAAGAAAGCGUGCAGAGGAUAUAGCUGCAGGGGUAGUGCAGAUGAAUGGUCGUGAACUUUUCCAGCACGAGCCAUGGGUGUUUGAUAAUUCCCUUUACUGAUGCUGUUUUCCAGUAUAAGUAUCUUCUAAUUAUGUCCGACUCAUAUUUUCUAUAAACGUUGUAAGAAAAGAUGAAAUUGUAUAUUGUUGUUUAGUGCAAGGACAUCACGAGUUGCUCGAAUCGAGUCUUAAGCUGUUUUCUGUAGGAUUUUUAUCAGGUAAUUAUGAGGGGAAUCUGUCCUCUUGCAUUUUUAGGUACAAGUGUCGUUUUGCUAAACAGAAAACCACGAUAUUGUCGUGAAUUUGCGUCUAAAUGAUACUAAUUAGUAAUAGUAAUAGAUUG
Nicotiana attenuata is the source of this 419-nucleotide messenger RNA. RefSeq names its product zinc finger CCCH domain-containing protein 15 homolog. The record is from RefSeq and is a predicted model, not a curated record. Lineage: Eukaryota; Viridiplantae; Streptophyta; Magnoliopsida; Solanales; Solanaceae.